UUUGUGUUUGUUGUUUUUUUUUUUGAUUUUCUUUGUAUUUUUUUUGUUCCACCAUCAUAGUUGGAAUAGAAAAUGUUUUUGACCACAAUUUAUUUUAGUCGUAGCCGUAUGUUGAAUCGUUUUGUUGGAAAAACCGUUAUUGUACGUGAUGGUGAUGUUGAUGGUUCUAUUCGUGUUUUGAAUCGUAUAAUGGGCUCAGAAGGUUUGUUUGAUAUUUAUCGCCGUACAAGAUAUUAUGAAAAACCAUUCAAUACACGAAGACGUGUUAGCUGGCAAAUGUGUAAAGCAAUAUAUGAUGAAGAUAUGGAAAGAAAAAUACGAUUUGUUUCACGUAAAAAUCGUACGAAUCCAAAUCCGGCUUAUAUUUUCUAAAUUGAUGUCAUCAUCAUCAUCAUAUAUAUUUCUUAAUUUCCAAAUUGAAAAAAAAUAAAUUGUAGACAUAUAUAUUGCC
Messenger RNA from Dermatophagoides farinae (American house dust mite), 451 nucleotides. RefSeq names its product mitochondrial ribosomal protein S21 (gene mRpS21). The record is from RefSeq and is a predicted model, not a curated record. Gene Ontology annotation, molecular function: structural constituent of ribosome. Gene Ontology annotation, cellular component: ribosome. Lineage: Eukaryota; Metazoa; Arthropoda; Arachnida; Sarcoptiformes; Pyroglyphidae. Gene Ontology annotation, biological process: translation.